This is a messenger RNA of Desarmillaria tabescens, 1024 nucleotides long. RefSeq lists its product as uncharacterized. The transcript has 2 exons. Bases 74 to 862 code for a protein of 262 amino acids. NCBI's taxonomy places the organism in Eukaryota, Fungi, Basidiomycota, Agaricomycetes, Agaricales, Physalacriaceae. The record is from RefSeq and is a predicted model, not a curated record.
AUAUAACCACCAUUGAGCCCGUAGGUCAUUCCCUUUCUUCUAGACGUUGCCUUGACCUCCUAGAUCUCAGGGCAUGACACCAUCUGGAGACGAAUCGCGAGCCACGAAGAGGCAGAGAACGGAAACCGAGAGCUCAGAUGCCCCUACCGCGACUCCUGUGACGACGACGGAAGCUGCGCCCAGCGAGAAGCCAAAACGCAAGUAUACAAAGGCUACAAAGACGGCACCGGACCCUUCUUCUGUAAACGAGGAUGCCAAACGGAUUGCUGCUCGUUUAGUGUCGGAUCUUCUCGACAAGUAUUGUGACAACGAGAAGCAACUGUCUGUCAGUCGCCAGCACGAAACGGAGCAGGUGAAGCAGAUGCUUGAGGCUCAGAAGGCGGUAUCGGAGGCUCAGAAGGCGGCGUCAGAGGCUCAGAAGGCGGCGUCAGAUGCGGCUCUUCUGGCUGAAGAGGCCCGUCUCGCUACUUUGAAAUUCGCAUUUGAACACAAGCUUUCGCUAACCUCGCCUGAAACCAGCGGCGAGCCGGCUACCGCAACGCCUCAUUCUCAAGACCUUCCAAAACAACCUCAGUCUUCAGCUCAGCUUUCUCUGGCUUCGUCACAUGCUCAGCCUCAAUCACAUUCAGCGCAUCCAGCCUUUCAAUCUCUUCAGCAGCUCCAAUCACUUCUGUAUGCUCAACAAUCAAAUCAAGCAUUACCUCAGACGCAUCCUUACUCCCAGCUCUUUCCUCAGCAAUAUCCGCAGCCAGCACCAGCCCCUGUCCUCAAUAAUGCGCAGACUGUUGCUCAGCCAGGCGUUCUUCAAGCCUUUCAACACCAACUAGAUCAGCUCAUCUCAUUCCCUCCGGAAACGCAGUAGAUUCUCUCGGACGCAUUCCCCGUAUAAUAGCAUAAUUGUACUCCAAUGGACUUUUAACGACAAGGCAGUAGACUCUCGGACGCAUUCUCUGUAAUACUUUAAUAGCAUAAUUGUACUCCAAUGGACUUGUAAAGAAGCAUAUGCCGACCCGCUUGACGGGGC